AUGUAGGAAACCCCCUGCCUAAAUUCACGCACAACGUUUCUUGGUUACUAUCACCAAGCAAGUGACCUUGCUUCCUUGUUCUAAUGGGACCUUAAUCAAUCACACAAGAAUAUACAAGAAAAUCAUUAAAAAGGCGACGGAGUUCUGUUGUCACCAAGAAGAAGCUUCAAUUGAUAUUUUACUUUUUCAUUCUACAAAACUCUUCGCUACUUGUUCCAACGCGUGAUUUCUCAGGUCAGGCCAGUUGCAUUCGACAAAGCCGUCAGAUUGUUUUUUUCCCAGCUUCUCCUCACAAGAAAAUGUACAUCAGACGACGAUUGAAAAACAAUUAGUUUAUCAAUACACCAUCUGCAGUUAGACUUUCAAUUAUGGUGUCAAGGUGCCUCUCUGCUGUCGAAACCAUCAAUGAAGUGUCCCAUGGCUUAGAAAAGAAACAUCGACAGAAUGAUACUUUUUCUAAUGCUGAGAAAAUCUUGGCCAAAAUCGACAGAGAACGAAGUUAUGUUGGCUCUCAGAGGAAACUUGGUAUGAGAAGACAUGCCUCUCUGUCUGCAAAUGUGUUCAAAAGAAGUGAGACCAAUGCAGCGGGUAACAAUCCACAAGUGGGAAGAUCAACGGAAAGAAAGUUUAGUAAGAGCGAGACACAAUCAAAUUUGUCCAAAGAGAAUCUAUCUGUAAGAAGUUUACCAGUCCGCCGGCCGUCAUCAAGAGCGAGUAGUCAGAAAGACAAGACAGAAUGGCGACCUAACACUGUUGCAAAUGUCGGAAAAUCAUACACUAACCGGUGCGUUAAGGAAAUACUACAUAAAAUAGAAAGGGGCGCCUACGCCUCUGAGUGGUACAACUUCAGCAACCCAACACUUCCUGCACCGAAAUGGAUAGAUUUUCAUGCAGAAGGCCACGGAGGUGUACUUGACGCGUUUUUAUGCCAACAAAGCAAUAAGAAUCAGAUGUGUUAUAUGAUGGAUGUGAGACUAGGUGACAAAGUUGGAAGACUGCUUAAAUACCCUGAAAAUAUCAGAGUUGGACAGAAUGGAAAAGAUAUGGUGCGGAUAGAAAAAGAAGAGAGAGAAGAAAAAGACGAAAAUGAUAAAAUAGUGUGGAGCGACAACGAUGAACAUAUAGCAAAAUGCAGGGAGAAAAAAAUUAGACCGUUCCCUCUAUCGUGGAAAGAGCAGUUUAGUUGGGAAAAUGUGAAGAUUAUAACUACACCUGAAAAAGACCCAAGAAAAGAAAAGAGAACAACGCCUGAGAAUCUUUCACACCAGCCGAAACGAUACGAGCAUAAACGAAAAGAUUUUCAACAGAGGAAGCAGGGUGGUAGGGCCGGGCACGGUUAUUCACUCAGACCAGUUGAUAUACGAAUAAUACAAAGUAUGCCAAACGUGACAACGAGGCAGAAAUCUAUCCGAGGCUUUCGCCUUGAGAACAGUUGUAAGACGUCAUUAGAUGGAUAUUAUAGCUCAAGUGGUGGAUCUUCAAAUGAAUCGAUAACCGUAAGAGACAAUCACGAGAACCAACAAAAAAAGAAAAGAUCAAACAUCUACAAUUACCUAUCCGUGGACGGCAAAUCCAUUAGGAAACUGACCGAUAAACCUGUUAAACAAAAGUGCCGAGACAAAGAGAAAACCGAAAAGAGAAGUCGUAGUAAGGAAGAAAACGGCAAGACGGUUCCCAUUAAACAAACGAACAAACUGCAAGCCAGCAACCAUAAAGGAUUGACCGAAAAACUGCCCUCUCGUUGUGGCAGCCUGGAAUCUGAAGAAAAUAGUUCUUUUCGUCAGUAUGAUAAGUCGGAGCACCACGGAACAGAAACAACACGCAAAAGUCCUGAGCUUUUACAACAAAAAAUAAUUGGGAAUAAGCCAAAGUUUGAUGUGCGGAUUCCUUUUUUAAAAAUAAACCCUAAUACUGAUGAAAUGAAGAAAGAAACAGAGAACGAAAAUCCUGAAAAGCAAUUAACCAAAGUUACCGAGUCAAACAAGGGUCAGAUGCUUCGUUCCUCAACCACAACCAAUGCAAUCCCGCUAAACAGGGAGGACAGUCAGUCUCAUAUUGAUUACGACGCCAAAGCUUUGGGCAUUGAGGCCGAAGAGAGGGUCAAUGGAGAUGUGUUUCAAGAAAAACUUCAGAGAGAGGGCUCGUCGAAGGAACAGCUGUUGGCUCUACGUAAAUCAAUCACUCAAUCAGUUUCAACCGAAAACAUGGAACUAGAGAAGGACUUGCAGUUACUUCACGUAAAUAAUCAUAAGCAUGCUUCUAAAAGUCAGUCUUCAUUUCUAAGCUAGAUGCUGAUGUAUAUAAAUAAAUUCAUACGAAUGACAGUUUUGAUUCGCCAUUCAAGAUUUGGCAAGCAUGAAAUUUGUCAUUAGGGCAUUUGCCUAAAAACAAAUUGGUGAAAAUACCUUAGGUUGACAAUUGAGAAGGAAUUCGACCACGCAUAUCUCUAUGUUAGUAAACAAUUGACAAGCACCCACUUUUCACUGUCAAAGUUCUUCCAUAUUUUUGUCUUUACAACGUUACAUGUUAAUGUCACAAAUGACAAGCAUUUGAAGACAAGAAUCUUUAUUUUAAUUUUCGCUGAAGGAUACAAAUCUUGUGUUCACACUUUGCAUCAAAAAUUUGUAUUGACAAAAAUUAAGGCUCUUAAAUGCUUUGUCAGUCACUAAAUAACGUUUUAGAACCCUGUUUGGAGCCCGAAACAUGUUCGAACUGUAAUUGUGGAAAUUUUUAAGAAAGAAAAUGUUUUGAAGCAGUAAUGCAUGUUUUUCUUAUUUUCCGCAACUUUCUUCGUGACUUUAGCUUUAUAUAAAACAUGUCGAGAAAGCGUGGCAACAAAUCACUUGCAGAAGCUAGUAGUAUUACCUGGGUG
Messenger RNA from Rhopilema esculentum, 2872 nucleotides. RefSeq lists its product as uncharacterized. NCBI's taxonomy places the organism in Eukaryota, Metazoa, Cnidaria, Scyphozoa, Rhizostomeae, Rhizostomatidae. The record is from RefSeq and is a predicted model, not a curated record.